Messenger RNA from Closterium sp. Naga37s-1, 2988 nucleotides. The record is from the annotation of a GenBank genome assembly. Lineage: Eukaryota; Viridiplantae; Streptophyta; Zygnematophyceae; Desmidiales; Closteriaceae.
AUGGCCGCCCUCGUGGUUCUCCAGUUGCAGGCGCAGUUAUGCCUGCCCGGCGCGCCGAGCAGCCGCGCGAUUUCCGCGGCGAGAUAUGCCGCGCAGAGCCGCGAGAGCGUCAGGAGUCGCCGCGUGAGCCUCGCGCCCUGCCCCAGCGCGCGCAGCCGCAUUGGCGCUAGCGGGCGCAUGGGCGCGGGGAACAGCGCGCUGCACAGCGAUGAGCGCUGGCGCAAACUCCUUUCCGCCACCGCGAAGCCGAAAUGGGGACAUACGUUCAAGAGAACCACGCCCAGAUGGACGGCGGCAGUCGUCCCCUCCACCAAGCCCUCCAAACGCGUCCCAGUUCCCUCUCUACUCUCACCCCCGCCUGCGCCCUCCUCUUUUCAUAUAACCUGGCAUUUUCCUUUCCCUCAAUUCUCCCUCUCUUUUCCCUCCCUCUUCCCACCCUUUUCCCUUCCUCCGUCCCGCCCCCAUCCGCACGACCAGUGGAAGCAGGCGGGUAUGUGGAUUGCAGGGGCGGCGACAGCAGCAGUGGGCGUGCAAGUCAGCGUUCAAGUGCUUGAGGCGCUCGACAAGGUGCCGUUCCUAGCAGACCUGGAGGUGCUGGUGGGCACGGGCGUGGCGCUCAACUUCCUCUCCUCCUACGUGCGCGGGGGCGAGGCGCGAGCGCGAGUCCAAGCGAGCAUAGACAGCAUAGUGGACAGCAUCAGAGGCUUCGAUUCGCCCACCGACUCUGACCUUCAAUUGCAGCUGCAGCAACUCGUGGCCGACACCACCGUCGCUACUCCCUCCCUCGCCUCCGCCUCCUCGUUUUCCGCUUCCUCUUUCUCCGCCUCCUCCGCCUCCUCCGCCUCCUCGUCAUCCUCGCCGUCCUUUGCUGCUCGUCUUGCCGCCAAGGGGCUGUUCAAAGCAUCAGGCAGCAGCAAGGCAGUGGGAGGGCAGAGGUCAGGCGAGUUGACCUUCGGAGGGAAUGGCGGGGAGGGAGAGAGAGGAGGAGUGAGAGGAGAAGGAGAGGAGGUGGUGCUGGUGAAAAAGCAGUCGCUUAUCAGCCGGUUGGUGGAUUUUGUCCGAGGCAAGGAGGUCAAGACAAAACGUGCCACCCUCGCGCUGCAAGCCGAGGCCGCCCGGUCGCAAGCGCUGCAGUCCCGGGCGGCGGAUCUGAACCAGUCACUGCAGGCCAGCAAGCGGGCGGCGCAGGCUGCCGCCCAGAAGCUGGAGGAGCUGCGGGCGGCAAACGGGCGGCUGCAGGCGGAGCGGAGCGAGUCCCGGGGGGCGAUGGGUGGACUGCAGCAGGAAGUGGCGUCGCUUUCUGCCGCCCUCGGGAACCUCACGGCUGACACAGACGCUCUGAAGCAGUCAAAGGAGAAGCUCGCCUCCAAGGUACAGUCAACAAUUACCGAGAACCAGUCACUGCAGGCCAGCCUUUUAUCGGCCAAGUCCCGCCAACAGCAGCAGGUGGCGGCAGCAGAGGCGAUGCGCGCCCAGCUGAGGGCAGCUGAGGUUACGCUGGGUGAAAGGGAGGAGGCGCUCAGAAGGGCGCAGGCGGAGAGCGCGCAGGAGAAGACGACAUAUGCCGCCCGGCUUGAGGGCAUGAAGAAGGAGAGGGACGAGGCACUGGCAGCGGUGGUGGUGGUGGAGGCGCGGCUGGCAGCACUGGAAGCAAAACUGCAGCAAGCAGCACAGACCCGGACGGAGAUCUUCAAGAACAACGCAGAGCUCAAAGCGAGACUGGAAUCUGUUCUGCAGCAAAACCGCGACCUUGCCACCCAGGCCGCCCGGAUGGAGGAGAGCGGGCGGCAGGUUUCGGCGGUGUUUGAGCAAAGGGAGGGCGCGCUGGUGCAGCAGAUCAGGAACCGGGAGGCUGAGCUGGCGGCACAGAAGAACCGGGCGGCUGCUGAGCUGGCGGGGGUGGAAUCCAGGCUGGAGGGGGAGCUGAGGAAGGCUGAGGAGGAGAAGCUGAAAUACAUGGAGGCUUGUGAUUGGCUGGAGAAGCAGCUUGCUUCUCUCAAGGCCGAGAAUGAGACGACGAUUGCCGACCUUCGCUCGUCUCUGGCUUUUGCCGAGCAACGGGCCAAGGAGGAGGGUGCUAAAGUGGUUCAGCUGCGCGCUGAGCUGGACAAGCAGACGAAAGACGCCGACCGGCACAAGGCGGCGCUGAAGAAGAAGGUUGCUGAGCUGGAGGGCAAGCUGGGAUCCAGCCAAUCACAGCUCUCUAUUGCCGAGAAGGCUCUUGCCACUGCCACGGCUGCAGCCAAUCGCGUGAAGACAGCUGGACUGGCAGGACUGGUGGUGCCGGCUGUAGCGCCUAGUAAGGGGGCAGCUGUAGCAGGAGCAGGAGCAAUGGCAGGCAAAGCAGUGACAGAAAAGGAGCAAGGGAGGAAGAGUGGGAAGGCUGUAGUGGUGAGCAAGAAGCAGCAGGAGGAGAAGGAGAGGGAGCAGGAGAGGGGGGGGACGAUGAGGGAGGGCGAUCUGAAGGUGUAUGCACGGGCCAUCUUCCCUGCAUAUGUGGAUGUGAGGGGACCGGCCCUGGAACAGACACGAGGAGUCAACGCUCUCGUGCUGGACAUGGUGAGCAAGGGAGCGGAGGAGCAGUGGGCGCGGAAGCAUGUGACAGAGGCGCUGCUCAAGCCCGCCCUGGCUGCUGCUGCCACUGCUGCAGCAAAGACAAGCACUGCUGCUGGUGCUGACAAGGCAGGCAAGAAGGUGAGCAAGGAGGCGUUGCUGUCAUAUGCGAGGGCCAUCCAGCACGCAUACAUCGACGAUUCCAUCCCUGUGAAGGAGCAGCAGGCUGGCAUGCAGCUUCUCGUGCAGGUGAGGGGUGCUGGAGGGGCUGGGAGGGCUGGGAAGGUUGGUGGUUGUGGUGGGGCUGGUGGGGCUGGUGGGGCUGGUGGGGCUGGUGGGGCUGGUGCGUGGAGUGAUGUUGAGGGUCUUAUGUGUAUCCUUUUUCAGGGUGGGAAGCUGGGGAUAAUGAAAGGGAAGAGUUGCUCAAGGGGCUAG